This is a messenger RNA of Ectocarpus sp. CCAP 1310/34, 825 nucleotides long. NCBI's taxonomy places the organism in Eukaryota, Phaeophyceae, Ectocarpales, Ectocarpaceae. The record is from the annotation of a GenBank genome assembly.
AUGACAGCCGAGGGCUUCCACGAGUACCUCAAUAAGAACGUCUUGCCACAGGCAGCAGACACCAAAACGUGCGACUACAACCCCUUCAAGCACGCUCCUGUCACCAAGACGACGACUGAAACGGCAUCAGGAGAGAUAGGGGUGUCGUACUCGGUGACCGUUUGCACGGCGCGCUCCUGGCUGCACAAGCUGGGGUGCGAGUACCGCGAUCGCAAGUCGGGCCUGUACUUUAACGGCCAUGACCGCGAAGACGUGCUCGCGUACCGGGUCGAGAAGUACCUCCCGGCGUACUUUGAGCACCGCGACUACAUGGAGAUCUGGAUCGAGGCGACUUCGGACGAGGCGCGGUCCUGGGAGGUGCAAGUGCAAGAGCAGGACAGGCAAGAGGUUGGGCGUGUUUGGGUUUGCGUGCAUGCCUUCAAGGAGACCCUCUCCGAACUUCCUCAGCAUCUCUGCGAGAGGGUCACCAGUAAGAAAACUUACUCUAACGGCAGGAGAGCGAUCUUCUGCUACCAGGACGAGUGCAUCUACAGGGCCAACGACGGCCAGCGUUCCGCGUGGGUGCCACCCAACUAUCACGCGCUCAAGAAGAAGGGAGACGGUCAAGGCAUUAUGAUCUCUGGCACCAUCGUCGACAACGUGGGGUUCGUUGCGGGUGGCCAGGCUGAUAUCGACGAGGCGCAAGCCUUGCGGCGUAAGUGGUGCGAUACUUCUGCAACCGAACACGCGGCAGGUGACCCGACCAAGCCAGAGACGUAUCGUAACAUCGACAAGCUCUACAAGGACGAAGACGGCAAGUUCUGGACCUACUACAGAUUCGAGUAA